CAGCAUCACUACCUCUACACGAUGGGGCCAAGGAAGUAAAGAAAGCCGGUUCCAAGUUUAGGACAUUGCACCUUGGACUUCAAAGGAUUCUGGCUUGGAAACUGCCUGGAUGGACUAGUAAGACUGCCUUUUGUUCCUGUUUUGAAUACAAAUCUCUGAAAAUUGUGAGGGUUGCAGAUGGGAGAUGACUACAGGCUGACAUCAUGGGAUGUACACCUUCCCACAGUGAUAUUGUUAACAGCGUUGCUAAGAGUGGCAUCCAGUUUUUUAAAAAGCCCAAAGCAACUCUGCCAGGAUGUCAGGGGCCCAGUGAAAGAUGCUCCAUCCCUUUGCUGGUUCAAAACUCCACCUGCUAUGACUCUGGAGGGGGCUCGUCCCAGGGACAGAGGCCAGAAGAGCAGCAAAGUCGCCGGUGGAUCCAAUCGGGGGCUGAAAGUCUUUGUCAGCUCACCAGAGAUCCCACUUCGGGCAAAAGGAAAGACAUGGAAGGACUGAUCCCAGAAACCAAAACCUCCCCAUCCCAGCUGAACAAAUCACAAAGCUACGUGGCUACAGACGUUCCACUCAAGAGACAGAGUUCCCAUGGAUCACAAGGGGCGGCCUUUUCUGGGGAAGAGAGUGAGGAAAGCAAUACCCGGGAGACUUCCAAAUGGGGAAAGAGGCCAAAAUGUCACAGGUCGAGCAAACAGGGCCAUGACUGCCAAACCAUCCUUCCUGCCCACGAGUCUGAAGACAGAGUAGACUUCCCUGAGCCCCUGGUGAAGGCCCACCAGCGUGCUUACACCUAUCUGCACACCUGCCUCUCCAAAUACGAAGCAGUUAUGAGCAUCACCCAUUGCGCCACGCAGACCCAGGAGCUGCUGCAGCCCAUGGUCGGCUUCCUGUUGCUGUGUUUUGAUGAGGUCAACCAGCUCUUAGGGGAAAUCUCCAAGGAUGGAGAAGAGCUCCUCCAGGAAGUUAAGGAGGAUCUGGCUUGGCCUUUGAAGAAAAGAGAGCCCCAGGAGCAGCCAGAUCUCUUGCAGCAGCUUCUGCAGUACACAGUUAGCAAGCUGCAGGCGCUCAGCGGCACGGUGGCCUCGCUCUCUGACAGCCUCCUGGAGGGCUCCGGCCGCUACUUCCAAGGCGCCGCGGGCCACCUGGGAAACAAGCUGUGCAAGAAGAAGGGUGCGGAUGAGCACCUCCUCAGGGUUCUGGGGCACCUGGAGAGCUUAGCGAGUGGCCACGGUGACCCUGAAGUGCAGGGCCUACCCUUGUGCUCUGAGGACAGUGGCAUCGGUGCUGACAAUGAGUGUGUGCAGCUGGCAGACAAACUGGGCAAGCGAGCCAGCUGGGACUUCGUGCUGGAGCCUGCAGAGUGGAGGCCAGCGAUUCCACCCACAGUGGAGGCCAAGCUGUCCAGACAUACCUGGCAGCAAAGCCCAUUCUGGAUGGGUUCAGCCAGACCCCAGGACUGCCCGCUCUCCAGGCCUCUUACAGCAAAGGUUCAGCCAGCAGUGCAGGGUGGAUCGGGGAGCCCCUGGCCCUCCAGCACAGGCCCAGAAAAUACUGCCUCCAGGCCUUGGGGGCUGGGCCAAAGCGCUCCGUGUGAUUCCCCUGGGAUCAGGAUCUCCAGGGAAGCACACUUUCCUAAAGGCUCCAGGUUGAUGGACACUCCGCCCCUCAGUGAAUGUGAGGACAGCAGCCCAGAGGCGGAAGAAGACAAAGAGAGCUGCCUGAGUCCGCGUGCGGGGCAGGGAAGCGCUUCCCAUGCAAGGCCUCGGUCUUCACCUGCCGGUGGUGCCGAAAGCCUAUUUCAACCACACCCCCGGAGGCUUAGGAGCCCCCAGGACGAGGAAAUGAUUCUGAAGAUGAAGGAAGCAAUCAGUGAAAGGAUCAAGUUUGUCCCCCUGCCCUCUGAGCACCAGGAAUGGAUCGAGGAAGAGGAGAGAACCGUGGUGGCCCCAAGACCGAACACGGCCAGCGACAGCAGGAAGGCCCCCUCAAGGCAGAGGAGGUCCCAAUCUGAGGGGUGUCUGAAGAGCCACGUGGAGGACCCCACGCUCCAGGAGCUGUGGAGGGUCCAGAGAGACCUCAGCCAGAGGCUGGAGGUGCUUUGCACCCGGGACACCCGACGGCAGGGGCACAGCCAGAAGCAGGUUCUGCAGCCCAGGGCAACAGCGCUGAGGCCUGACCACUACUGCAAGGUCACCCCAAGCAGCACCAUCAGCAAGUUGAAGGCGUCCCUCACCAAGAACUUCAGCAUUUUGCCAAGUCAGAGCACCUUGCAGAAAUGCUGUCCCCACCCUGAGGGAGAACAGCCCUGGCCGGGAAAAGCUGAGGGGCUUCCAAACGUCAUGCCAUCAGGUGAGAGGGCCAGUGAGGCUCCCAGGGCCCGGGACUGGAACAUCAAGAGCUGUCCUACCAGAACAUCGGUCAAGAAACUCAUUGAAACUUUCAGUCCCACCGAGGGUCUAAGGACACUGGGGGAUUCCAAGGACUCUGGGCCGAGCCCCUGCCCCAGGAAGUGGGGGGUCCCCACCAUGCCUCCCAGAUUCCCCGUUUACAGGGGACUUGCCCCUUUGUAUCCAAAGCCUCGAAUUUCUCCAGCAGCAGGUGGAGAAUCUCUCAGGAUGGGCCCAGGCUGGAGGCCCUUUGCUCCCACCUUUCCCCCUCUGCUCACAGCAGAAGCGUCCAAGAGUGAGGACCUCAACUGUGAAACAGAGGAGAACCCAGAGCAUCUCCCUCCACCGCCUCUGGAAAUCCUGAUGGACAAAUCAUUCACUUCCCUGGAGCCCCCAGAAAACAGCAAUCUAGCAGAGAGCUCCCUUGAAGGGACCCACGUGCCAGGGCUGGGAGGGGCUGGCCCCGCCCGGAGAACGUGGGCUUCCCCAAAGCUAAGAGCCGCCAUGAGCCCCUCUGACCUGCUGCCCAGCAAAAGCACGGCCACCCUCGCCAGGGCCCGCAGCACAGAACCAGGGAGAAGCAAGAGCAGCUGCAAUCCCGGAAAGCUCGCCUGGGACCUCAGUCACCCACCAGCAGCCAGCGGGAACCCAGAGGUGCAGGGCAGCAGGGCUCAGAGUCAGGCACGAGCGGACAGGGCCACAGGCCUCUCCAAGCAUCCCCGGAAGGUCAUCCACUGGCACCACUCCAGCCACACAUCCGGGCAGGGCAGGACCUCGGAACCCAGCCUGGCCAGGCCAAUGCGAGGGCCGCAUUCUCCCGAGGCCCCAAGGCAGAACCAAGACAGAAGCCCCGUGCUGGUCAGGAAGGCCUCUCCCACGAGGGCACACUGGACACCCAGAGUGGACAAGAGGCACUCAAGCGUGCCCUCCACUCACAGACCUGCCCAGCCAAGUGUGCCCUGUGUGCACAGGUCCCCCAGCCCACCGCUCAGCCCUCCAGCGAGCCCCAGGAUGCUAAGCCCCCCAACAGUGAAGAAACGAGCCUCCCCUCCCCCCCAGCACAAACUGUCCACCCCUCCCUCGGCAAGCCCACCCGCUCGGCACAAGGUCUCCAGCCCCCCUGCCCAGUGCACAGAAGCCAGUUCCCCUGCCUCUGGCCCCUCCCCAUCUCCCCCAGCAUCUCCCAGUCAGGGGCCCAAGGAAACAAGAGAUUCUGAAGACAGUCGGGCAGCCACGGCCAAAGCAUCCGGGAACACAUGUUCCAUCUUCUGUCCAGCCAUCUCCUCUCUGUUCGAAGCUAAGUCACCAUUCUCAACAGUACCCCAACUCACCCCACCAUCGCUGCCACCUGAAGCUGGAGGUCCUUGUGGGACCCCGACAGGAUGCUGGAGGAGCAGCUCAGGGCCACGACUGAGGGCAGACUCACAGCGAGGGACAGCCCUGUGUGCCCUCAACCCUCAGCCUUUCAUCAGAAGGACAGCUUCUGACUGCCAGCCGGGCAUCCGCCUUCACCUGCCUGUCCCGGGCACCACCAGCGACGCUUGUGAAUCCCAGCUUGGCCAGAGCAGCAGCGAGGAGAGCCCCAAGGACACAGAGCCAUGGAACAGUCCCUGUGCCCCAGAACUGAAGGGCGGCAGCAGGGGUGCACUGCCCCCAGAGCUCUGCGUGCUGGGCCACGGGCUGCAGCGGGAGGCCAGCGCCAGCCAUGCCCAGGACAAGCGCCAGCAGAAGGAAGUGGCCUGA
Globicephala melas (long-finned pilot whale) is the source of this 4124-nucleotide messenger RNA. It is a transcript of the gene PCARE, whose product is annotated as photoreceptor cilium actin regulator. The record is from RefSeq and is a predicted model, not a curated record. Lineage: Eukaryota; Metazoa; Chordata; Mammalia; Artiodactyla; Delphinidae. Gene Ontology annotation, biological process: protein localization to photoreceptor outer segment; photoreceptor cell outer segment organization. Gene Ontology annotation, cellular component: photoreceptor outer segment; photoreceptor inner segment.